Molecule: messenger RNA, 26250 nt
Organism: Carassius carassius (crucian carp)
Lineage: Eukaryota; Metazoa; Chordata; Actinopteri; Cypriniformes; Cyprinidae
Gene: macf1a
Product: microtubule actin crosslinking factor 1a
Exons: 96
Coding region: 107-24937 (8276 amino acids)
Biological process (GO): regulation of focal adhesion assembly; wound healing; regulation of microtubule-based process
Cellular component (GO): membrane; cytoplasm; keratin filament
Molecular function (GO): calcium ion binding; keratin filament binding; microtubule binding
Source: RefSeq, a predicted model, not a curated record
ACUCUUUAACUUACCUUACUAGCUGACUCAGGCUGGCUGUUUCAAUCCCAUUGUGGACAUUUUUUCCUUUUGGCUCAUAUUUAUUUUUACUCUGUCUCUAUAAGAUAUGGGGAGCUCCCUUGGUUGUGUGAAACAACCCAGGGAAGCUGGACCAGGUGGUGCUGCACCACUAUCACCCAAAAGAAAACUUCGCUUUAGACGAAAACGAAAGGCCAAACAGAAGUUAAAAGGUGCCAAAGGGGAGUACAAGAGAAGCCUUGAAGAGAAGGACAGUGGAAGUGUUAAGUUUACAGAGGAGUCUACGACAAGAGCCCCUGAUUCAAGCAAAUUGGUAUCAGGACAAAUAACUACUGGAACUGAUACACCCACCAGUGUUGUCCUUGUUCCUGGUAUGGCCCCAAUUUUUGGAAGCACAGGGACAUUGCGUGGCAGCAAGAUGGCUAUUCUUUCCCCAGAUCCUAGUCCAGCCUGGCUGGGGGCACUUCGCCAGUUUGAGGUAGAGGGACUCUGUGAAGAGCCUCAAGCUGAAUUAGAGCAAGGCAAUACAACACCUGGAGGAGGAAGAGUCUGUAAAGUUAGAGGGCGAGUUCAGGGGGUGUUAGAGAGACCCUGUGUUUUACACUCUGAACAUGGUGACCUGGAAGUAGAGAAGGAAGGAGGGGAUGUGCAUGGGCAGAGUGAACUGAUGUUCAGUGGGCCCUCAGAAACUGAGAAGAAGGGUGUUGUUCACAUUCGUGAGUUUGAAGGGCAACUUUGUGUGGUCCGAACUGUCUAUCCAAGGGACUAUGGGUCGCCUGUCUGGCGUGACAAAGAACUUGUGGUCCAUUCUGGACCUCCAGCUGCAUCUCCUGUUACUGGAGGCACUGUGAGAAUACAAGUGUCCACAACUCAAGGGCGACCACCCGGAAAGAGCAGCUCUGCCAAACCAGCAACAGCUGCAGCUCAGGAAAAAAAAGGGAAAGAGUUCCUUUUGGACAACUCUGCUCCAGUAGCUGAAGGUUUUGGCCUCCCACCACAAGACCUUCAAUCUUCAGGUUAUGUUAGCGAUGCACCUUUCACCUCACCUGAGACAGGAGGUGCUGUUCAGACUGAUUGGGGGAGUUCUUCUGAUGUGCUUGAUUCUUCUGUGCUUGAGAGUCCCAUCUCCCCUCAAGAGAUACCGGCUCAGCCCUCCACCCAGAUUUCUGAGAUCUAUGUGAGCGGUGAGUCAGGUGACCUUACUGCGAAAGAGAAGCUGCUACUAUGGAGUCAGCAGGCCACAGAUGGCUAUCGUGGUCUCCGUUGUGCAAAUUUCUCCUCCAGCUGGAGCGAUGGACGCUUGUUCAAUGCUCUUCUGCACAGAUACAGGCCGGACCUGAUUGACUUGGAAGUGGUUGCGCAACAGAGUAACCGUGAGAACCUGGAACAGGCCUUUGAGAUUGCAGAGUCGUUAGGGGUAACACGACUUCUAGAUGCUGAAGAUGUUGAUGUGCCGUUGCCAGAUGAGAAAUCUGUUAUCACGUAUGUCUCCUCCAUCUACGAUGCUUUCCCCAAGAUCCCAGAGGGUGGAGAAGGCAUUGCAGCUAAUGAGGUUGACCAGCGAUGGACUGAAUACCAAUCUGGCUUCUCUUCUCUGCUGCAGUGGACCAGACAACAUACAGCCCUCAUGACCAACAGGAGCUUCCCCCACAAUCCUGUGGAACUCAAGGCACUUUACAAUGAAUAUGUCCACUUCAAAGAAACCGAGAUCCCUGCAAAAGAAAGAAAGAAGAGCCACAUUGAGCACCUUUACAAGCUUCUGGAGGCGUGGAUAGAGUUUGGGCGCAUUAAGCUGCCUCAAGGGCUACACCCUAAUGAUCUGGAGGAGGAAUGGGGAAAACUGAUCCUGGAGAUGUUGGAGAGAGAGAAAGCACUGAGGCCUGCUGUGGAGAGGUUGGAGAUACUCCUACAGAAGGCCAAUAAGAUCCAGAACAUGGCUCUAGAUUGUGAGGAGAAACUCACAUUGGCGAAGAACACUUUGCAGGCUGACAUGUCUCAGCUAGAGAGUGGGCGGCCCAUUCGGUGUGAGAAUGAAUUGGGGAUGUAUCUGCAGGACUGUGAGGCUUUAGUCAGACAGCUUCACCUUGACCUGCAGGCCCUCAGAGAUGAGAAGUACUACCAAGUGGAGCAGCUGGCAUUCAAGGUGUCAUGUCUGCAGGAGGAGCUGGUCUCUUUGCGCCUGCAGUGUGCCAGUGUGUACAGGAAGGGUCAUUUCGCCACAGGGGGUCUGCUGGGAGAGCACGCGGGUCAGAAGGGUUCUUCAGGGCGUCUGGCUACACAUGGAGCACAAACGCUUCUGGGAGCAGUGGGAGCUGUAGCAUCCCUGCUCAGACGGCCGAUGACUCGUUCAGACCUGGUAGCCAUGUCUUCCUCUGAGGAUGAAGGCAGUCUGCGCUUCAUCUACGAGGUGUUGGGGUGGGUGGAUGAGACGCAGGACCUGCUGGAGCGAGCUGAGUGGGGUUCUGAUCUACCCUCUGUAGAUCAGCACCUGCAAGACCAUCACAUCAUUCACACGGCAGUGGAAGAUCUUCUGAAUAGCCUCAAAGAGGCUCGAAACUAUGAGUCAAGGGUCUCGCCUAAUUUAAGUAGCAGUUACUCUGAGACUCUAUCCAAGCUGGAGAACCAGUAUUGCAAACUGCUGGAACAUUCGUCAUGGCGACUGCGUUGCCUAGAGAGCCUUCGAACUUUUGUGUCCCACUGCACUGAGGAGCUGAUCUGGCUCAAUGAGAGGGAGGAGGAGGAGCUGGCCUUCGACUGGAGCGACAGCAACACCAACAUGGCUGCCAAAAGAGAGCAAUAUUCUGACACGAGGUCAGAGCUGGAGGAAAAACAGGAAGUGAUGCACUCUCUCCAGGAGACAGCUGACCACCUGUGUCAAGAGAACCACCCAGCCAAACAAACAGUAGAGGCCUACAGUGCUGCCCUGCAGACACAGUGGCAGUGGAUCAAAGAGCUCUGCAUAUGUGUGGAGCAGCAUCUCAAGAACAACACUACCUACUUCCAGUUUAUGAGUGAUGCACGGGACUGUGAAAGCUAUCUACGUCAGUUACAAGACACCAUUAAGAGACAGUACACCUGUGAUAAAAACAGCAGACUAGGGAGAUUGGAAGACCUGCUGCAGGACUCCAUGGAGGAGAAAGAACAAUUGAUUGAAUACCGCAGUACAGUGGCCAGCCUUGUAGGCCGAGCCAAGUCUGUAGUCCAGCUCCGUCCACGCAGUGCAGAUAGUAACCUGGGCACCACCGCACCCGUUCGUGCCAUCUGUGACUACCGACAAAUAGAGAUCACGAUCACCAAAGGAGAGGAGUGUGUACUGGAGGAUAACUCUCAGAGGACUAAGUGGAAGGUCAUCAGUCCUACUGGAAAUGAGGCCAUGGUGCCAUCUGUGUGUUUCACCAUUCCGGCCCCUAAUCAGGAAGCCAUCGACACUGCCAGCAGAAUGGAGCAGAUGUACCAGAAUGUCAUGUCUCUGUGGCACCAGCUGCAUGUCAACAUGAAGAGCGUGGUCUCCUGGCACUACCUGCAGAAAGACAUACGAAAUAUUUCCUCCUGGAGUCUGGACACAAUGCGCUUGCAGGCUCCAGAAGAGAGACAGCAUGCUUUAGACAACCUUAACGCCCACUUGUCCGAUUUCCUUACGGACAGUCACGAGAGCUCCCUUUUCACGCCAACUGAACGCUGUGAGCUAGAGAGAGAAACUGAGAACUGCCGUGAACGUUGCCAAACACUGCAGGUCUCUUUGGAGACAGUGGAGAAGGAUGAGUUGGCCUCUCGUGCUUACCUCUCAGAGCUGAAGAGCAUCAGGUCCCAUCUGGAGGAUGCAGAGAGCAGACUGAUGUGUGGCAUACAGACUCCACACCCCAGCACAAUAUCAGGAGACGUUGCAGACAAUGCAGUUCACAUAGCAGAGCAAAAGAAACUUCAGCAGGAUCUGAAAGGACUUCAGUCAGAUUUGGGUGAGGUGUCACGUCGCUGUGUGAACUUCUUUGAGGAGAAGCCUUCCUCUUCUAGUGUGCCUGUCCUACGCUCUGAGCUCAACCUGGCCGUUGAGCACAUAGAGAAACUCAACUCCCUCUCCUCUGUUUAUCUGCAAAAAUUGAAGACGGUUGAUGUAUUGACGAGAAGCCUGCAGGCUGCAGAAAGUCAGGUGAGAAAGUAUGAGAGUCGACUGAGUGAAGAGGAUAUGGUGCCCGCUGAUACUGCUGCAAUCCAGGCCUUGAGAGAGCAAUUAAAGAAAUGGCAUUCAGAGCUGGAGGAGCAGGAUCACAUAUUCAAGAGUCUGAGUUUAGAGGUCCAGCAGGCUAGAGAGGUCAGAAACCAGCUCAACAAACUGCACCCUGACCGCAGUCCUGAACUGGACCGCUACCAGGAGAAAGCACAACAGCUUACAGAGAGGUGGAGCGGAGUGGGCAGGCAAAUGGAGACACGGCAAGCAGAUCUGGAGAUGCUGGGUUCAGUGCUGCAGCAGUACAGAGAAGGCCACACUUCUCUUAUCCACUGGAUAGAGGACACCACCAAAAAACAGGAGAACACGCAACCAGAGCAGACGGACAGCAGAGCUUUGUCAGAACAGCUCGCACAGCAAACAGCAUUGGUGGCUGAGAUAGAACAGAACCAGGUCAAACUGGAUGAAUGCCAGACGUACUCUAAACAGUACUGCGCUGCUGUUAAGGACUAUGAACUCCAACUCAUGACGUUCAGAGCUUUUGUUGAAUCAACCCAGAAGUCCCCUGUGAAAAGGAGGAGAAUGCACUCUUCAUCAGAUGUCAUCACACAGGAGUUUAUGGAUUUACGCACACGCUACACAGCUCUGGUUACCUUGACAACACAACAUGUCAAGUAUAUAAGUGAUGCACUACGGCGAUUAGAGGAGGAAGAGAAAGAGGUGGAAGAGGAGAGGCAGGCACGAGUGGGGCAGGUCUCAGAGCUGCUCGGCUGGGUCAAGGGCCUACAGGAGCGCGCUGGCAGAUCUGCUGAACCAUCACUUGCUGCACAGCAGGCUAUUAGUGAGCAGUUAGCAGCUAAAAAAGAAGAAGUUGCUGAAGCUAUCAGGAGCACUCAAGUUUUCCUGAUGUCAAAACGGGCCAGCAAGCUGUCUCCUGAAGAGCGCGCACAGGUGGUUUCCCAGCUGGAUGAGCUGACGGCCACCUACAAUCAACUGUGUGACAGUUCUGCCGCACAGUUACAACAUCUAGAGGAGCAGCACGCAAAAGAGAAGAAGCUCAAGGGCCAGGAAGUAAUCACUGGAGUUAUUGACCUCGGCACCAUGGAAACCUUUCCAGUUUUCCAGGCAGCACAGCGUGGUCUCAUAGAUCAAGACACCUGUCAUGUACUGUUGGAGGCACAGGUCGUCAUGGGUGGUCUAUUGCAGUAUGACUCCCCUGAUAAACUGUCAUUAAAUAAGGGUCUUUCCAGUGGUUUGAUUGAUAAACAUACUUACCAAUCACUGGAAGAGUUAGAGACUGCCCUUUGUCUUGUCAAAACAGUAAAAUUGGCAGAGGGUCAGGAAUUACCAGUCACCACUGCUAUGAGACAAGGUGUCAUAAAGGAGCUGGUGGGUGUACGUAUACUUGAGCUGCAAAUAAGCACUGGUAGCCUAAAGUUUGGUUCCAAUGGAGAAAUGGUUAGCCUGGAUAAUGCAAGGGAGAAGGGAUUGUUAUCCCCUGAUCUUUGUCAAAAGCUUCAAUCCUGUCUUCACCGGCGAGAACUUAUUGAUCCAAAUACAGCAGAAAAACUAAGUCUGGUUGACUUUCAACAGCGUUGUGUUGUCAAUCAAGAGACAGGUCUGCGCUUCUUUCCAGUUAAACAGAAGCCAGGAGGAACUGUCUGCUUAUGCUCUGGCAGAAAGGUGGGAAUAUUCUGUGCUGUUCAAGAGGGGCUUAUUGACCGACAUGUCACAGUUCGACUUCUGGAGGCUCAGUUGUUUUCUGGAGGUAUCACAGACCCCCGCUCGGGACACAGAUUGACUGUUAAUGAGGCUGUUCGGCAUGGCAUAAUUGAUCAGGACUUGGCCUGCUCCCUCAUGACACGACAGCUACAAGCAGGAGGAAUAAUAGAUCCAGUCAGUGGGGAGCGUCUAGAGUUGGAUGAGGCCAUAAAAAGAGACCUUCUCUCUCCUCACAUAGCCUUACAUGCACUGGAAUCUCUCCAGUCUUUCAUGGCAAUAAUGUUACCAGAAUCAGGGGAGUUGUUUCCUGUAAGUGAGGCACUUAAAGAGGGUGUUGUCAAUAGAGAGCUUGCUGCAAAAGCCCUGAGAAAACGUGAUUCUGUUGGUGCAGUAUAUCUGCCUGAGAGGGGACAGGUGGUUCCUCUAAAUCAAGCCCAUAAGAUAAUUAAGCCACAGGCAGUGGAGAUCCUAAAACAGAUCCAGGUUCCAGAUGUCCUUCCCAGUGUGAAUCAGUCAAGUUCCUCAUAUAUGAAGCGACUGAGUUCUAGAUCUGCCAAUUCUUCAUCACCCCCUGCCUCACAUGCAGGUGUCAAUUAUGACUUUCCCAUCACAGAGGAAGGUAGGUCAGAAGAACAGGUUCAAUACCGCCUUCUCACUCAAGUGAUGAAACACAGCUACAUUGAUGCUCACUCAGGAGAACGCCUAGUGCUACUAGAACCAGAACUGGUAGAACUAAUAUGUGAAAAUGUUAAAACCAAAAACCUUGUCAGACCAGUCCUACACAAAAGCUCUGAUAACAUUAGAGUUACACUGGACAGUGAAGCUAUUAGUGUGAUUGAAGAGGAAGAACAUGAAGAACCCAAAAUUAUACAAUAUGAAAUUUCCUGCAAGGACUCUUAUUUGGAAGAGACUAUAGAGAUGGCAGGGGAAGAUCUUGCACCCUUGAUGGUCACCAACAAAACCUUUAAAGAGCCUUUGCAUAAAGUAGAUUUACAAGAGAAAGUUCUGUCAUCAGAAGAGUAUGAACAACCCAAGAUAAAAGGUAAAAAUGCCUGCAAGAUCACUGAUAUAAGAGAGACAGUAGAAAGAAAAGAACAAGAUCUUGCAUCAUUGACAGAAACAAACUUAACGUUUAUAGAGCUUUCAAAUGAAGAGAUUCAAGAAGAGGUUUUGUUUGACUGGAAAAACACUGACAUGAGUAAGACAAUAGAAGGAGCAGUGGAAGAUCUUGCAUGUUUGACAGGCACAGACAGAACUUUUAUAGAGCCUUCACAUGCAGAGGUUUGGCAUGAGAAUGUUCUAUUAUCAAGAGAAUUUGAAGAACCGAAGAUUAAAAAAGAUGAAAUUGUAAGCAAUACUGAUGCGGGUGAGUCUAUUGAACUAGCAGAGAAAGAUCUUCCACACUUGGCAAGUAAAGACAGACCCUUUAUAGUGCCUUCACAUAAAGAGGACUGGCAAGAGAAAGUUCUGUCACCAGGAGGACAUGAAAAACCCAAGGUUUUAAAGGGUAAAAUUGCCUGGACAAACUCUGAUGUAAGUGAGACAGUAGAAAGUUUAGACAAAGAUUUUGCACCCUUGACAGGCACAGCCAGAGCUUUUAUAGUGCCUUUACAUAAAGAGAACUUACAAGAGGAAGUUCUAUCAUCAGGACAAUAUAAAGAACCCAAGAGUAAAAAAUAUGAAAUUGCCAGCAAGAUGACUAACAUAGGUGAGACACAAGAUGUUGCAGGUUUAACUGACUCAGAAAUAGCCUUUAUAGAGCCUUCACAUGAAGUUGUUUGCCAAGACAAAGUUCUGUCAUCAGGAGAAUGUGAAGGACCCAUUAUUAUAAAAGGUGAAAUUGCCUGGAGGAACAUUGGUAUGGGUGAGAUGAUAGAAAAAGCUGAGAAAGAUUGUGCCCCCUUGACAGGCACAGACAGAGCUUUUAUAGAGCCUUUAAAUAAAGCAAAUUUACAACAGAAAGUUCUUUCAUCAGGACAAUAUAAAGAACCCAGUAUUAAAAAAGAUGAAACUUUUAGCAAUAAGACUAACAUCGGUGAGACACUAGAAAGACCAGAGGAGGAUGUUGCAGCUUUAACAAGCUCAGAAAUAACAAUUUUUGAGCCUACACAUGAAAUUGUUUGGCAAGAGGGAGUUCUGUCAUCAGGAGAAUGUGAUGAAUCUACAAUUUUAAAAGGUAAAAUUGCCUGGAGGUAUGCUGAUGUGAGAGAGACAAUAGACAGAGCAGAAGGAGAUCUUGCUCCCUUGACAGGGACAGAAGGAACUUUAAUGGAGCCUUCACAUGAGGUUUGGCAAGAGGAACUUAUGUCAGGAGAAUGUGAUGAACAUGAGAUUAAAAAACAUGAAAUUGACAGGAAGGACACAAAAAUGGGUGAGACCAUAGAAAGAGCAGAGGAAGUGUUUCCACUCUUGACAGCCACAGUAAAAGCCUUUAUAGAGCCUUCACAAGAAGAGUACUGGCAAAAUAAUGUUCUGUCAUCAGGGCAAUAUGAAGAGCCCAAGAUUAAUGUAAAUAAAACUGCCAACAUGAAGACUGAUCUGGGUGAGACUAUAGAAAGGACAGAGGAAUAUUUUGCACCCUCGACAUGGAUAGACCUAAAUUUAACAGUGCCUUUUCACACAAGUUCAACCCUGCUGAAGACUGUGUCAGAUAAUGGGGCGCCCUCUCCGAAUCAAAUUAUAGAUUCAACAUUAAAUGAAUCUAAAAAUAAGCAAACACUUGUCUUGGAACAAACAGAUAGUAGUGGGGUAUUUUUAGGGAUAAUGGAACAAAAUAUGUUUGACAUGAGUGAAAGCAGUGCACAUACUUCUCUAAAAGAUACUGUAAACGUAGGACAGUAUGAUCAGCUGAAUGUCAAACCAGAUGAAGCCCUGGCUGCAAAACACCCAGAGGAAGUAAAGAAAAUGGUUGAACACAAGGAAAAUAAAAUAAUAUUUUAUCAGCCUGGUAAAGAUAAGAAAUUAUUCCCUUCAGAAAGGAAGACUUUGUCAGUAGAACUAAGUGAUGAUGAUGAUUUGAAGAUUGGGAGUAUGGCAAUGGAUCUGCAACAAGGGGGUCUUGUAACUGUAGGUGGCCACAAAGUUCUCUUGGAUGAAGCUCUGGCACAGGGUUUGCUUCCAGGGCACACUGUUAUUAAGCUUAUGGAAAAAGCUGGACUCUUUGGUGGUUUUCUGGAUAUUAAAGCCUGUAAGUCACUUAGUGUUGAGGAUGUGAUACAAAAAGGCAUGUUGGAUGAGGACUUGAUAGCCCGUGUUCUUCAUUCAGAAAAGAUAUUAGCCGGUGUGAUUGAUGUGGAGCAUGGACGGCUCUGCUCAGUAAAGGAAGCUGCUGAGGCAGGCCUGUUGGACUCUGAUACCUCUGCUCGACUUCUUGAAGCCCAGGUUGUGUCAGGGGGAAUAGUUGACCUACAAAGGGACAAGAACGUAUCAGUUACCCUUGCAGCCAACCUUGGGUUGAUUGAAGAAUGUAAGAAAGAAAAGCUGCUUUCACUGGAAAAGUCAUGCAGAAGAAAAUGUUCAGAUCAAAAUGCAGUGCAAAACAAGUUGGCACUACAGUUACAGAUGAAAGGAGUGGUGGACCCAAAAACCAAAAAACCUGUCCCACUGGAACAAGCCCUUCAAACUGGUUUAAUUGGACAGGGUGAGGCUCAGACGAUUCUAUGCCAGCAGGUUGCAGAAGGUGGCAUUGUGCAUCACGACUCUGGUGUUCGCCUUACUGUCGUGGAUGCACUAAACCUGGGUCUCAUAGAUCACACAGUCGCUCCAAAGUUGAUGGAUCUGGAGAAGGCUUUCAAAGGCCAAGAGCCAUGUAGAUUGGAUCAAGACACUUCAUUUCUUCAGGCCUCUACAGGUUCUAUUUAUGACAAUGCAUCAAAAAGCAGGAUUACUCUGAGUGAAGCUGUUUCUAAAGGGCUUCUAGAUGAUGAAACGGCAAAUAAAGCUAUGGCCUCACCCAAUGUGAAGAGCGGAUUGUUGGACCCUCAUAAAGCUUGUGUUGUGUCCUACUCUGAGCUGUUAAACCAGGGUAAAAUUGACAUUGAGACAGGGCAGAGAUUCCUUGAAGUGAGACCUUUCAGAGGUGUUCCACAUAAACAAACUAAUGAAAUGAUGACCUUACCACAGGCAAUUAAGGCAGGCCAAGUAGAUCCCAUACCAGCAGUGAGAGUAUUGCAGAGUCAAGCAGGUGCUGGGGGUAUCAUUAACAUUUAUAGUGGAGAGCGUUUGCUUCUUCCAGAGGCUUUAAAUAAAGGCUUAGUUGAUAAAGACAUGGCGAGAUGUAUUGCUACAAAUCAACUCUUGAAAGGGGGGUUGCUCAGUCCAACCAGUGGACAGAGGGUCUCCAGCAUUACUGAGGCAGUUGAAUAUGGACUUAUUUCUACAGAAAUGGCUGCGGAACUUCAACACAGCAUGGGCCUUGUAGAUGAAGAUGAGAGGAAAAGUUCCAAAAUACCAGCUUCCUCAAUGAAAGGACCAUCUAGUUCUUUAUUUCCUGAGAUGAUAUCAGAGAGAAUGACCCCUAAUAAAAUCCCUGAGCAACCUGAAGAGAUUACUGAUAUCAAAUCGCAAAAGGUGGAAGUUUCUACUCCCAUAUUAUUAGAAAGCAGUGAUAACAGCAAGGAACAAGUUCCAUCUACAGAGCAAACAAAAGGAGAGAGAGAGAUCCAAAGGCAGACAGUAAGUGAACUUGCAAUCUUUAAAGUCAGUUUAUCAGACACUGAUGAUGGCUUGCAAAACAAGGAACAAACCCUAUCUGUAGAGCAAAUAGAAGGGCAUAGUUUCAAGUUAGAAGCAGAUCAGUCAGUAUCCAAACCAGGGAAAAUCAAGGACAGCCAAGAGACUGGAUUUGAUCCUUAUGCUUCUACACCCACAAGGCCAGUUCAGGCAUCAGGAAAAAAGAAAGCCAGAGGGAAAAGUGUUAAGAAAGCUAAAAUGGAAAGUGAUGAUGUACAGACACAAGUUUCAGAAACCUUAACCAAAAUUUCACCUAUAGAAAAAGCAAAAGAUGAUGGACAAGGUGGCUUUACCAUUAGUCAAAAGCCUAUUAUGAAAGACGACAAAGAAAAUGUGAUUGAAGUACAGCUAUCAGAGAUAUCACAUGCAAGUGGUAUCCUUACAUCUGUGACAGGGAGUGAUGAGACUGUGCAAGGCAAAUAUUUGGAAAUAGGUGUGGACAGAACUCCUAAUGAAACUAAAACCUCCAAACAUGAGUCUGAUCAUGAAAGCAAUGAAUUACAGAAAGAGAAGACUCUAACACAGUGCAGUGUCACAACUUACUUGGCAAAAACUGACCAGGGUCAGGAGGCUAUUGAGGUCACUAAGGACCUCGCCACUGAUAUAUCAGAAAAGAAGAGAAAGAAGAAAAGUAAAAGUAAAAAAGUUAAGCAAGUGUCUAUUGUUGAAGCAGAAGGAGUAGAGAAAAGAGAUGAGACUGAAAAAGCACAAAAGACUGUGAUCCAUGUGGUCGAACCUCAAAGCAGUCAGUCAGAUGAGAAAGAAAGUAUGAAGCAACUUGAGAAAGCCAAUCAGGCAAUGGCACAAAAGGAAAUACUUUUGAUGAAAGUGAAGGAAAGCAUUCGUAGGAAGGUGUUUGAGCGCAGAGUAAGUGAAAAACAAGCUGCUGAAGAAUUAGAAGCGAUGCGUCAAGUAGCUAGUAAUGGAGAAUACCGCAUUACCACCCAAGAGGAAACUAUUGUAGAGAAGACAAGCAGUAAGCCUCCUCAAAGUAAGGAGGAGGACAGUAAACUACACCAGAUGGGGCAAGAAAUGAAUGAAUGGUCAGUGUCAAACAUUGCAGAGAAUCUUCUACCUGGGUCUGAUAGUGAUCCAAGCUCCUCAGCUAUAGUACAGCUGCAAAAACAGGAAGAAGAUCAGCAUGACAAACAUACAAACACUGGAUUAAGUGGAGAUUAUAUGGACCAUAAUAUUCCAUCUAUGAAAACCUCUGAUGACAUUGUGGACCUAAACCAAAAAGAACUGGUUCUAAUACAGAAUUUAGAAGGGGAAACCAGGGAAAGAACAGCAGAAGAACAAAGCAUUGAGCCAUUAUAUACAGAAGAAAUGUUGUUAGACCCUAUGAGUGAAUUGACCGUGUCAUCAAGCACUGCAUUGACUGACAGCCAUGAAAUGGCUAAAUCAAUACCCCUCAAAUGUGUCUUUGACAUCCCAGCAGUGAAGGACUCCAAAGCACUUCUAUCAAGUGAGGUGUGUACUGCUUUACAAAAUACCAAAACAGCAGUGAAAAAGUUAAGCAGUGAAGUUCAUCAAGAAAGAAUCGAGGAGCCCCCUUUCAGUGAUUAUGAAGGCACAGAUAAACCUUCUAUUCAACAAUGUAAAGUUUCUGGUCUACCCCAUAUGGAGGUGAUCCCAGAGUCUGAUACCAAACUGCAAAAAGAGGUGGAAGAAUAUGCAGAGGAUUUAGUGGAACCGCAGCCUGGAGAAGUUCAAAUGAAUAUUGAACAAAUAAGAAAAUACACCACAAAAGCUAGCAAGUCCGCACUGGCUCGCCAAGAGUGCUUAGAACAUGACCAACAGAUUGUGGCCUUGCUUUCUAUGGUGAGACACAUUGAGGUCUGCCUAAAGCAGCAGCAGCAACAGUCCAUUGGUCGAGGUCUUGCCGCAAUUGAUGACAUAAUCAAACAGAUAGAGAUGCUUUUUCUGGAAAUUAGUGACCUGGAACCAGAAGUGCACAAGGAGACUGAAGCAGCUACACAGCUGCUGGAGUCUUACCCUCAGGAUGUUCCACCUCAGCUGCUUACGGCCCUGGAAAAAGAUGGGCGAAGCUUAGCUCGGGCUUACAGUGCAGCCAGGGACCUCGCCCAGAAUACUUUGCAUGGGUUACGAGCACAACGUGAUGCACAAAACGAAGCUGUGAGAAGUCAGCUAAAAUCUGUACAAGAGAAUGUUGAUAAACUUCUUAUCUGGCUUAAGGAGACUGAGACACAAAUGCAGGAAGAAACAGGGGUACAUGGACAGACGGUGGCCGAGAUCACUCGAAAGCAACAGUUGUGCAAAAUUUUACAGAACUCUCUUGCUGCCCGAUCUAAUGAAGUCAGCAAUGUGGCGUUCAGUAUUCAGAUGUUUAUCUCUGAGCAUGCUCAGGACCUGUUGCCUGAUCAGAGCAGGCAUCUCCUUGAACAACUGGAGCAGCUACAGAGGGUCUUUCACCAGGCUGUUGGUCUCAAUCAUGCCAGGGCAGAGGCCCUAUCAGCCCAGCAGGCGAGAGAGAAUGAACAAAUGAGGAAAGAACAGAAAGAAAAAGAAGAGAAAAUGGAAAAAGAGAGACAAACUACAAGGGCUAGAGAGGUUGUGCAGCAGCAGAAGGCAGAAUGCAGUCAAAAACUGGAGAAUCUCACAAUGUGGUUGGCUGGUGUUGGCAGCCUGUUGGCCAAUCAGAGAGUUGGAACUGAGUCAGAUGAUGUGAACGAGUUACAGGAGAAGCAAAGAGAGCUUAAGGAGGUGGAGAAGGACCUUCAGACCAAAAGUGACUUGUUGACUAAGACUAUCCACUCAGUGGAGGAGUUCCUAUCUGAGCAUGGUGACAGUUUGAAUCCUGAAGAGAGGCUCAAACUACAGGGGACUCUUUCACAAUUGAAAGAGCAACACUGCUCACUUACAAACUCAGUCCGCUCUUCACUAGCGAAAGUAGACACUGCCAUUGUCACAACACUGCAACAGAACACACAAAGAGCUAAAGCAGAGGAGCAGAUGCAGGAGACACAGGAAAAAAUCGACACACUUCUCCGAGAACUGUCAUCACUAGAUGACUCAAAGAGGAGGUCACUUGGCAGCACUGUCCCUGACACCCCAUCAUCUGUACCACCGGAGAAUGCUCUAAGUUCUCACAGUGACAUGCUUCAGACUGAGCUGCAGCAGUUAAAAACUCAACAAGCUCACCUUCAGCAGGUGGCCCAGUCUGUCCACUCUCUCCUGGAACAACCCGACUCCAGUGUACCACCAGAGGAGAAACAGCGCUUACGGGCAAAACUAGAACAACUACAGAGUCAGCAUCAGGAGCGCCUUCAGAGCUGUCAGGACAGGCUGAGGCGGGCAGAAGCCCUCAGAGAGGAGUUUGCCAAGUUUGUGCAGGAGCAUGGGAACCUAGGGACAUGGCUGGAUCAGAGUGAACAAGAGCUACAUUCAUUAGGUGAAGGGGAAACUGAUGCAAAGGGCCUAAAAGAUAGGAUUGAGGAGCACAAAAAGCUUGCAGAAGAUGUCAUCUGCCACAAAGCAGAUCUGCGCUUUGUGACAAUCUCUGGGCAGAAGGUUCUGGAUUCUAUCCAGGGGGCCUUGGAGAAGGUGGGCAGUGUGGAUCCAGCUCUGGAGGAAACCAGACACCUAGUGAGUGGCAAGCUCCAAGAUGCCACACAGCGCUACGGUUUGUUACACAGUAAGUCCUCAGAGCUUGGCACCCGUCUCUCAGGGCUCCUGGAGCGAUACCAGCACUACCAAGAUGAGGCUGCUUCUUUAGGCUCCUGGCUGAGCACUCAGGAGCAAAAUCAGAGUGUAUUUAAACCCAGCGGUGAAACAACGGACACUCAGACAUUGCAGCAUACGCUCAGUACUGUACAGCUGUUGCAGGAUGAGUUGGCAGAGCGUUCGGUACAGCUUGAGAAGGUCAAGAGGGCAGGAAAACAGCUGGUCAGCACUCAAGAGUCCCCAACUCUCAAAAAUGCAGAUAUUAACAAUCUUACAGAUACUCUGGAGAAGCGCUUUGAAAUCCUGUCUAAUUCAGUGUCAAUGAGAGCCGAACAUCUUCAAACAGCUGUUGCUCAAUCAGUCAGCGUUCAGGAGAGGCUUAAAGCACUGCUGACUUGGUUAGAUGGACUACCUUUAUCACCUGGUACAGUCCAGGCCACCGCUCAAGCAGUUCAGGAUGCCCUGACACAAAAUCAGAAAAUGCGUCAGGAGCUGCUUUCAAGGCAGGGCAGCGUGGAUGCGACUCUGGACUCUGUGUCCAAGCUUCUGAAGUCUGCAGAUGCAUCGACAGCGUCUGGCCUUCAGGGGGCACUUCAGGACCUGAGUCAGCGCUACACAGCAGCCCAGGCCAAACAGGCUGAAAGAGAGACUGAGCUGCGAGGACUUUUGCCUAAGUUGGAGAGCUUUGAGCGCCAGAGUGCAGAUCUCCGCAGCUUUGUGCAGAAUCGAGAAAGGGCUCUUAGCCCAUUAGGCCAACCUGACUGCAGUGUGGAUGAACACAGACAGACCAUAGAGGAGGUGAAAUCAGAAAUUACCCAAGAGUCAAAUCAAUUAGAGUCAUUUGUCGAGCUUGGUUCAGACCUAAGCCAGUCUGGGAUCCUUGCCAAUGUACAAAGCCUUCUGGACACAACCAAAGAGGUUUCUGAGGGCUUUGCACGCUUGGAAUCCAGUGUCAAUGAGAGAUUUGAUUCCAUCCAGAGCUGCGUCCAGCAACUGGCAGAGUACCGCUCUCGCUCUGGCUCCCUCCUCAGGUGGCUGCAGACAGCACAAGAACAACUUCCUGCCAAAGAGCCCAAUCUAAGCACAGAAAGCCUGGAGAGAAGAGCACAGCAGCUUAAAGAUCUACUCACAGAAUGGGAGACCCAAGGAAGCCAAGUUCAGGAGUUGAACAAGACCAGUUCUCAACUUGAGAAUUUGAUUAUUAACAUCACAUCCCCCAAGAACAAAGCUGGUGUUUCCCAGCUCAAUGGUGCUACCAGCCCAAACAGUGUUAAUGGCAUUCACACCUCUAAAGACUUGACUGAGAUCCAGGUGGCAGUGGCAGAUGUGAACUGCAAGUAUGAGCAGCUGGGCAGUGACCUGAGGGAAAGGAAGGGUAGGCAAGAGGCCUCUCUUGACCUGCGGCAGAAGGCCAGGCGGGGCACUGAGGCUCUCAUCCAGUGGCUGAGCCCCCGUGAACAGAGCCUGGCACAAGGGCAGACCGCCUCACCUUCUCGGCCAGAGGUGGCGCGUGCUCAAGCCCAAGAAACUAAGGUUUUGCUUUCUGAACUUGCCGAGCACUCUGGGAAAGUGGAGGAUCUGAAGAACAUUCUCAAGCAGCUAAUAACAACUAAUCCAGACUCUCCUGAAGCUGAGACAUGGAAACGUCAGCUUGAAGACAUAGACUCACGGUGGACAAAGGCCAAUCAGACUGCAGCACAGAAGCAGACUGAACUGGAGGUGUGUGCUGAUAGACUUGGUAGUUUUGCUGCAGCAGCCAGUCAGCUGGGACCAUGGCUACGAGAAAAAGAGCUGAUGAUCAGUGUAUUAGGCCCACUGAGUAUUGACCCCAACAUGCUCAACACACAGAAACAGCAAGUGCAGUUCAUGCUACGUGAGUUUGAGACUCGGCAACCCCAGUUUAAUCAGCUGACUCGGGCAGCAGAGGGAAUCCUCUCCCCGACUGGAGACGAGGGUUCUAGAGAUGGACAGGACUUAGAGGAGGUGAGGCAGGAGCUGGCAGACAUUUCACAGCAGUGGGAAGACCUCACCUCUCGUCUCACCGGCCGCUCACAGCAGAUCGACCAGGCGCAGGGAACCAGCGAGCGCUACCUGGCCCUGCUCAGGGAGCUGUCUCAGAGCGUGGCUGAUCUAGGUGAGAGGCUGGAUGCGCAGGCCUCUCUAAGCGCUCAGCCUGAAGCCCUGCGCCGUAGGCUUCGGGAAACUGGAGAGAUCCGUGCUGAGCUGGAACAGAGACGGGGUCAACUGGCCCAGGCUGAGCAGCUGUGUUUGGAGCUCAGCACAAUUGUGGCCGAACCAUAUCUCAGAGAUGAGUUGCACAAGAGAUUGGAGAGUGUGAGCGGGCCACUCAAAAGCUUAGAAGAACGGGCAGCUGAUGGCUUGUCCCAGCUGCAGGCUGCCCUGUCCAGCACUCAGCAGUUCCAGCAGAUGUUUGACGAGCUCCGUGGCUGGUUGGACGAGCAGGCUGGGAAUCACACAGCUGGGGUUUCUGACGCCCUUCCUUGCCAACCUGAUGCUCUAAAGACCCUUCUGGCCCAACAAGAGGAUCUCCAGCGAGCCAUAGCACAACAACGUGGCUCCUAUGAGCUCAUCCAGGCUGAGGGGACAUCUUUGCUAGCAUCCCUCCCUGCCGGAGAUGAGCGAUUAGCCCUACAGACUCAAUUAAACACCAUAAGGGGAGACUGGGAGGGCAUGAACCAACAAACCUCUAAUAAACAUGGUCGAAUAAAAGAGACACUGUCCCGUGCUGAGCUGUACCAACAACAUCGCAAUGAGCUUGCACCUUGGGUUGCAGAAUGUGAGGGAAGGGAGGCAGAGAUCCACCCAUCACUGGAUCCCUCCGCCUUAGACGAGGCUUUGCAAAAGGCUAGACAGUUGAGCCUAGACUUGGAUCGUCGUCGCCGCCUCUUAGAUUCUCUGAACAAGGCAGCAGAUCAGCUGCUGGAGCAGAGCUGUACUGGUGAAGAGGAAGUGAUGGAUGAAAAAGCCCAGCUUAAUCGCAGGAUAGAUGGUCUUUCUGAGCGACUACAGGGACGCACGGCUCAGUUAGAAGAGCUGGGAAGCAGACUGAAGGAGUUUGAAAAUGGGAGACUGGCUGUGGAGAGAAGACUUGAGGCAGCCAGGCAUCAGAUCGAGGUUCAGGAGGCGCUUGGGCCGCAAGCUUGUAGCAACAAAAACCUGGAGCGUCUUCGUAGCCAACAAGAACUCUUAAACUCUAUACAGCCACAGGUGGUAUACCUGCAAAAUCUGGCUCAGGGGCUGCUGCAGGAUGCGCCCGAGAUCUCCAGGGCCGGCGAAGAUGGUGGCCAGAGGCUUUUGCAGCAAGCUCGUGAUACAGAAAAAGAGUUUGAAGACGUUACUGAGAAGACAGAGCAAUGCUGCUUAUCCUUGGAGUCCCGGUUGCAAGGUGUGGGAGAAGUCCAGUCACGUGUUCGAGAUGUUUUCUCCCGCCUGGCUGAUUUGGACGACGAGUUGGACAGCCUUAGCCCUGUGGGACGAGAUACUGACUCCUUGGCCUCACAGGCUGAUGCUGUUAGGGGCUUCCUGAGUCGACUCGGUGCCCUCCGUGCCGAGUUAGAGAGUCAUGGUGGAGAAUGCACAACUAUGCUGCGUAGAGAGGGAAGCUCUCCUGAUCUUCUGGCCCUCAGGAGAGAGACUGAAGCACUAAGCAGACAGGCAGGCAAGCUGGCAGAGCGGGGCCAGAACCGCCUGGCACUCAUAGAAGCCGCAGAAGAGCGAAUGAAGGAGUUCUACGCCCGUCUAGCUGACCUACAAGGGUUGCUGGGACGGGCAGAGGAUGUGCUGAACACACAGGCCGUCGUGGGGACAGAAGUGGAGGUCAUCAAACAGCAGCUUCAGGAAUUCAAGGCCGUAGAAAGGGAGCAGAUAGACAGCAUUCAGCCUAAACUGCAACAUGUCAACGCUGUGGGUCAAGGUCUUAUCCAGAGUGCAGCCAAACACACUGACACUCAGGGCCUGGAACAUGACUUGGAGACCACAAACCUGCGCUGGAACUCCCUCAACAAGAGGGUUGCUGAAAGAAUCGCACAGCUGCAGGAGGCCCUGUUGCAUUGUGGGAAGUUCCAAGAUGCUCUAGAACCACUCUUGAGCUGGCUUAGUGACACAGAGGAGCUCAUAGCCAAUCAAAAACCUCCGUCUGCUGAGUACCGUGUGGUCAAGGCACAAAUUCAGGAGCAGAAGCUGCUGCAAUGGUUACUGGAUGACCGCCUUGGGACGGUAGAAAUGAUCAGGGCAGAAGGAGAGCGAAUCGCUGCUACGGCUGAGACACAAGACAGAGACAAAAUCCAGAAACAACUUAAGAGCCUAGGAGAAAGAUGGACAAAUCUGCUGGAAAAGGCCAGUGCCAGGCAGCGGCAGCUAGAGGAGCUGCAGGUGUUAGCGCAGCAGUUCCACGAGGCAGUGGAGCCACUUGGUGAGUGGUUGAGUGCAACAGAGAGACGCCUGAGCUCCGCUGAGCCAAUGGGAACCCAGACCUCCAAAAUCACACAACAGAUUGUAAGGCACAAGGCUCUCCAAGAGGAAGUAUCCUCUCGGGAGAAUGAUGUAAACCAUCUUGAGACCCUCAGUCAAUCACUGCACCUGCUCAGCUGUGUGGCUGAUCGUGAUUUGCUGGGUGAACGUGUGGCGGCAGUGCGCAACGGGCACACAGAGCUACAUGAUUGGUGCAGUCGGAGAGAGGCCAUGCUGGAGCAGGCUCUGUUCAAUGCACAGCUAUUUGGAGAAGAAGAAGUGGAAGUCCUUAACUGGCUAGCUGAGGUGGCACAGAGACUGGCUGAGGUCUCAGUGCAGAGUUAUCAGCCGGAGCUACUAGAGCAGCAACACAAACACACACUGGCUCUUAAUGAAGAGAUUAUCAGUAGGAAGAAGACAGUGGACCAAGCCAUUAAGAAUGGACAGGCUCUGCUUAAGCAAACUACUGGUGAGGAGGUACUGUUGAUUCAAGAAAAGCUAGAUGGCAUCAAAAGCCGCUAUGCAGAAAUGACAUCAGGCAGCAGCAAGGCCCUCCGUACUCUCGAACAGGCCCUUCAGUUGGCCACGCGAUUUGCUAGCUCGCACAAUGACAUCAGCCAGUGGUUGGAUAGCGUGGAGGCGGAGCUUAACAUUGACCCAGACACAACACCAGCCUAUCAGGACAGACAGAGGGAGCUGAAGUGCGUGUCUGCUGAGAAGAGGUUAGUUCUGGACACAGUGAAUGAGGUAGGCAGUGCUUUACUGGAUCUGGUGCCCUGGCGUGCACGGGAAGGCCUGGACCGCCUGGUCGCCGAUGCCAAUCAGCGCUACCGCCAAGCAGAUGAGACCAUCACACAGAGAGUGCAGUUAGUGCAGGCUGCCAUCCAAAGGUCACAGCAGUAUGAGGAGGCAGUUGAUGCAGAGCUGACCUGGGUCGGAGAGACAGAGAGGAAGCUUGCAUCUCUAGGACCUCUGAGUCUGGAGCCUGAUGUGACUGUGGCACAGCUCCAGGUGCAGAGGGCCUUUAACAUUGAUAUCAUCCGUCACAAAGAUACUGUGGACCAACUCCUUAAGACACGAGAGGAUAUCCUGGAGAGCUGCAGUGAACAGCAGAGAGAGGCUCUGAAGGUGAAGACAGACUCUUUAAGUGCUCGUUAUGAAGCAGUAAAUCAGAGUCAUGCUGAGCGCUUCUCAGCUCUAGAGCAGGCUCAGGUCCUGGUAGCACGGUUCUGGGAGACGUAUGAGGAACUUGAACCCUGGCUGGGUGAGACCGAGACUCUGAUUACCCAGCAACCCCCUCCCGCCAUUGACACAGAAGCGCUCCGACAACAGCAAGACCAGAUGAGGCUUUUGAGAGAGUCCAUCGCUGAGCACAAGCCUCACAUUGAUAAACUGCUAAAGAUCGGUCCACAGCUGGCAGAACUCAGUGCCCAGGAAGGGGCAACGUUGAGACAACGUUAUAAUGAAGCAGAGAGGCGUUACCUCAACAUCAAAGAGGAGGUCAAAAGUCGAGCCACGGUGCUGGAUGAAGCAGUGUCACAGUCUGUCCAGUUCCACGAUAAGAUGGACCCUCUUUUGGAGACUCUGGAAGGAGCAGUUCAACGCUUGCGGCAGCCACCUCCAGUGGCGGCUGAGGUGGAGAAGAUCCGGGAACAACUUGCGGAGCAUCGGUCUACAGGACUAGAGCUGGACAAACUCCUUCCAUCUUUCAGCGCCCUGUGUGCCCGAGGAGAAGAGCUCAUCGGUCGCGCCCCACAUGACGAUCCUGCCGCCCAGGCUGUGCAUUCGCGACUCUUACGACUGCGUUCUCUGUGGGAUGAGAUCAGGCAGAGGGCAGAGGAAAGAGAAGGAAAGCUUCAGGAUGUUCUAGAUCUCUCCGGGAAGUUCUGGGCUGAUAUGGCCGCUCUGCUUAGCACACUUCGUGACUCUCAGGAUAUUGUGAAAGAUCUGGAGGACCCAGGGGUGGAUCCUUCACUUAUAAAACAACAAAUAGAGGCAGCCGAGGCCAUUAAGCAAGAGACAGAUGGGCUGAGGGAAGAACUGGAGAUCGUACGAACACUUGGAGCUGACCUUAUCUUUGCCUGCGGAGAGACUGAGAAACCAGAGGUCAAGAAGACCAUCGAUGAGAUGAAUGCAGCCUGGGAAAGCUUGAACCGCACAUGGAGAGAGAGAAUGGAGAGGCUGGAAGAGGCCAUGACUGCCUCUGUACAGUACCAGGAUGCUCUUCAGGGCAUGUUUGACUACUUGGACAAUGCUGUCAUCAAAUUGUGUGAGAUGCCAGCUGUAGGGACAGACCUCAGCACUGUUAAACAACAGAUCGAGGAGCUCAAGCAAUAUAAAGUAGAAGUUUACCAGCAGCAGAUUGACAUGGAGAAGCUUUGCCACCAAGGAGAGCUGCUGCUCAGAAAAGUGAAUGACCAAACAGACCGAGACAUGAUUCAGGAGCCUCUCACUGAGCUCCGCCACCUGUGGGAUAACCUGGUGGACAAAAUCACAAUCAGACAGCACAAACUGGAGGGUGCACUGUUGGCCCUAGGCCAGUUCCAGCAUGCUCUCUCUGAGCUGCAGUCCUGGCUCAGUCACACUCAAGCCACACUGGACACCCAGCGACCCAUCAGCUCUGACCCCAAGGCCAUCGAAAUUGAGCUGGCUAAGCAUCAUGUUUUAAGAAACGACGUGCUGUCCCAUCGGGCUACAGUGGAGACGGUGAACAGCGCAGGCUCUGAGCUGCUAGAGUCCAGUCCUGGAGAUGAAAUCAACCACCUGAGAGACCAGCUGGAUGAGCUCAACCGCAGCUGGAAGAACCUUCUUUUGAAGACUGAUGAGAGGCAGGAGCUUUUGGAAGCUGCCCUGCAACAGGCGGAGGGUUUCCAUGGAGAGUUGGAAGAGUUUCUGCUGUGGCUCAGACGCACAGAGAGUCAGCUGUCCGCUGCCAAACCCACAGGUGGCCUGCCUGAGACCGCCAGAGAGCAGCUGCAGCAACACAUGGAGCUUGAGGCUCAGUUGACCCAGAGGAGUGAGCAGUACCAUCGACUACUGGAUCAGGGAGAGUCCAUUCUGCUGGCCAGAGGAGGAGAGGAUGCUGGACCUGGUACCACCCAGACCCAGCAAAACAUGGCCAUGCUACAGAACAAGUGGGCCAGUCUCAAUACCAAAAUGGAUGACAGAAGGGAUAAACUGGAGGAAGCGGUCUCGUUGGCGACAGGGUUCCAGACCUCCCUACAGGACACCAUAAACUGGCUGACACAGGCAGAGCAGACUCUCAACAUGGCUCAGCCACCCAGCCUCAUUCUCGACACCGUCCUAUUCCAGAUAGAUGAGCACAAGGUGUUUGUGAAUGAGGUGAACACUCACAGAGAGCAGGUUCUGGCUCUGGAGAAAGCUGGCUCUCAGCUGCGGUUUGCCAGUCUCAAACAGGAUGUGGUUCUUAUCAAGAACCUGCUGCUCAGUGUACAGGCCCGCUGGGACAAACUGGUGCAGAGAUCACUAGACCGAGGACGUCACCUGGAUGAGGCCCGCAAGAGAGCCAAACAGUUUCAUGAGGCCUGGAGGAAAUUGACAGACUGGUUAGAGGAAGCAGAGAGCAGACUGGACUCUGAGCUGGAAAUCUCUAAUGAGCCUGACAAGAUUAAAAUCCAGCUGGCCAAACAUAAGGAGUUCCAGAAGUCUCUUGGCUCCAAGCAGCCAGUGUAUGACACCACAGUGCGCUCUGGGAAGGCCAUGAGAGACAAGGCAACACUGCCAGCAGACACGCAAAAACUGGACAACUUGUUGGGUGAGGUCCGUGACAAAUGGGACACUGUUUGUGGAAAGAGCGUGGAGAGACAACACAAGUUGGAGGAAGCCCUCUUGUUCUCAGGUCAGUUUGCUGAGGCUCUCCAGGCACUUGUUGACUGGCUGUAUCGUGUUGAACCUCAGCUUGCAGAGGACCAGCCUGUCCAUGGAGAUCUGGAUCUUGUUUCCAACCUAAUGGACUCACAUAAGGUCUUUCAGAAAGAGCUGGGGAAAAGGACCAGUAGUGUACAGGCUCUAAAGCGGUCUGCCCGAGAGCUGAUGGACACGGGCCGGGACGACACUGCCUGGGUCAAAGUUCAACUGCAGGAGCUUAGCAACCGCUGGGAAACAAUCUGUGCCCUGUCUGUUUCAAAACAGACUCGCCUCCAGCAGGCCCUCAAACAGGCAGAGGAGUUCCGCACAGCUGUUCAGAUGUUACUGGAGUGGCUUUCGGAGGCGGAGCAAACAUUGCGUUUCCGGGGCGUCCUGCCAGAGGAGGCAGAGACCCUGCAGGCACUACUGCACACACACCGGGAAUUCAUGCAGACGGUGGAGGAGAAGAGAGUGGAUGUCAAUAAAGCUGCUGGCAUGGGUGAAGCCAUCCUAGCUGUGUGCCACCCAGACUGCAUCACAACCAUCAAACACUGGAUCACCAUCAUCAGAGCUCGCUUUGAAGAGGUGCUGACAUGGGCCAAACAGCACGAGCAGCGCUUGGAGACGGCCCUGACUGAAUUGCUCAACAAUGCUACACUACUGGAGGAGCUGUUGUCAUGGCUACAGUGGGCGGAGACCACACUGGUGCAGCGUGAUACUGAACCACUCCCCCAGGACAUUACUCAGCUGAAGACAUUGAUUACAGAGCAUCAGGUGUUUAUGGAAGAAAUGACGCGAAAACAGCCUGAUGUUGACAAAGUGACAAAGACAUACAAGAGGAAACCAGCAGAACAUCCCAGCAGCCUGUCAGACAGGAGAGCGGCCCGAAAACACCAGCAGCAGCAGCAACAACAGCACUCAGUACAGGUAACUGGUGGUAACCCUCGCCUCACCCAGCUCUGCUCCCACUGGCAACAAGUCUGGCUGCUCGCCCUCGAUCGCCAACGCAAGCUGAACGAUGCUCUCGACAGACUAGAGGAGCUUAAAGAGUUUGCCAACUUUGACUUUGAUGUGUGGAGGAAGAAAUACAUGCGCUGGAUGAACCACAAGAAGUCUCGAGUCAUGGACUUCUUCAGACGCAUCGACAAGGACCAGGAUGGAAAGAUCACUCGCCAAGAGUUUAUCGACGGGAUCUUGGCAUCAAAGUUCCCUACCAGCAGGCUGGAGAUGACUGCUGUUGCUGAUAUCUUUGACCGUGAUUGUGAUGGUUACAUCGACUACUAUGAAUUUGUGGCUGCUUUGCACCCUAACAAAGAUGCUUACAGACCCACAACAGACGCUGAUAAGAUCGAGGAUGAGGUGACCAGACAAGUGGCCCAGUGCAAGUGUGCCAAGAGGUUUCAAGUGGAACAGAUUGGAGAGAACAAGUACAGGUUCUUCCUUGGGAAUCAGUUCGGAGACUCACAGCAGCUGCGUCUUGUACGAAUCCUGCGCAGUACCGUCAUGGUUCGAGUUGGAGGAGGGUGGAUGGCGCUGGAUGAAUUCCUGGUGAAGAACGACCCUUGUCGAGUGCAACAUCCAGGACUUAAAAUCCUCCGUUCUGCCUCCAGCAGCUCCAUAUCAUCUCACAUAGCUCGUGGACGUACCAACCUGGAGCUUCGAGAAAAGUUCAUUCUUCCAGAGGGUCUGUCGGCCUUCCGGUCCCGGGGGCGGCGAUCCAAACCUUCGUCACGCACGGCUUCACCCACCCGUUCAUCUUCAUCUGCAUCACACAGUGCCCACAGCUGCGCCUCUCUACCCUCCGCACCUGCAACGCCCACGGCCUCCUCAAGGUCCUCCCAAUCCCAAUCUCGUGGCUAUGCCAAGCCCUGGCUGGCACACAGUAAAACUCCAACACCAACCAAGUGCCAGUCCUGCCCAGAGCACAGCCAGACCCCUGGGCAUGAGGGAGGCUCCACAUCUAAGCUGAAAAGACCAACUUUCCAUUCCAGCCGUGGCUCCUUAACUGGUGAGAACGGUGGAACACCAGCCGCUGCUAAACCUGGACGCACCGACACCAAACGCACUCCGUCCUCGACGAGCGGCCCAGCCAGUCGAGCGGGGAGUCGUGCCAGCAGCCGAAGGGGCAGCGAUGCUUCAGACACGUCUGAGCUCAUGGAGACACGCUCUGCUUGCUCCGACACCUCAGACACCCCUCGCCGGUCCGGGGCCAAACCCUCCAAAAUACCCACCAUCUCCAAGAAGACCCCCAGCCCCAAAACACCAGUGGCCAAGAAAUGAAGUCGCCGACUUAUGAGUCUAUGUGACUGACUCUGAACCAGCAGGAGGAGAUCACCAACACCUUCCUCUCUCAGACGAGACAUCUCUAACACUGCUACACAACCCAGAUCAAUACCUACCAUAAUGCUGCCUUAUUUGUGUUCUACAUCAUGUCCUUAAUUUGACUGACAUUUCGUUUUCUUGAAUGUGUGAGCAGACAUAUCUACACAGACACUCAGGAGAGACGUCACUUCUGCAGCAAGGGUUGCCACUAUUCUUCACUAUGAAUUUGCUGCCGCCCGUCACUCUCUAAACCUCAUGCAUGGUUGUCACUUUGGUUGGACAAACUCGCCCUUUUCACUGGUAUGCAGACCAGUCUCACCUGGGUGUCUGUGCCACCGCAAACAAGAGGAAAUCAAUUAAAAUCAGAGACGUUUUCCUCCUGGACACUUGGGACUUUUUGGACUCUUGUUCGUAUGUAUGUGUGUAUGAAUGUGUGGUUGUUCCUGUCAUGGUAAAUUAUUGCAGUAAUACAGAGAGGAAGUGGAGGAGGAUACAUAUCUCUAGCCUUUCCACGGCGUGAAGACUCCUAUAGCGCACAGCACAUGGGUUUCACGCGCUCGCACCGACCGUCUUCUCCGCUGUGUGUCCACGCAGUCUAGUUGUGUCCUUUUGUUAAAGACAUCAUGUUACAGAGCUUUUCCACAGGAUGCAACGAUGAUUACAAUUGUGAAUGUUUGUUUCAUGGUUAAUUAAUAAUCCUGUCAUUUUGUUUCUUUUUUAGAAUAAAGAGCUGUAUUUAUUUGUGAUUGCAAACGAGUUAUAUCAACUCUUAAGAAUGACUAGUAUUAACACAACAGGAAUCGCUCUUGGUUUUGUUUUUGUACAUCUGCUCCUGACGUAAUGAAUUUCUCGGACUGAUCGUUUCUGAUGUUAUAACUGACCAGGAAGCUUACUGAUUCCAGUGGUGGCCUUUUUGCCGGUGACUACACACUUUAGAUGCCGUCAUCAGUGGCUUCCUUGUUGUUCUUUCGUGACGGAAGCACCCUAAAUAAUGAAUGAUGGGGGCGGCUCACGUAGCCCCCGUUAAAAACAGCGCUUUGAAUCUUGUCUCUGACAAGCUGAAGUAUAUGAAUACCUGAAGAAAGGUGAUUUUUAUUUAUUUAUUGUGUCAUUUGGAGGGAGGUGAGGGCUGUGAAAGGAUCCACCUUUUGAUUGUGUUACUCUUUUGACAUGACUGAGAGAAACAGCAGUGCAAUUGUGUAAAAGUAAAGAAGUUAUGAUUAUAAAUCAUUUUGGUUUUCUUUUGUAUUAAAACAAUGCUUGCAGUAAAA